ACGCCCUCUGUUUCUAGUCGGACAUUUGAGGGACGGAAACUAAACAGCCACGUAGUAGAAGGCGAAGCUCGCAAAAAGUGUUGUCUAUGCUCAGAAGAGCUCCUGGACACUGACAUGCUCCCAGCUCGCCUGCCUUCAAAGAAGAUGGUUUUGUGACUGUUAGAUUCUCAGUGGAAGAGGACUCUAACCGUUCAGGGGCAGCUCAGAUGGAGGCCAAUGCUUUUCAAGAAGACCAUGUUAAAAAAUCCAAAGAGGCUCCAGCUCAUGUUGUGGAGAACACACCAAACACAAAAGGGGAUAUUCACAAUGGUCCUGUCAGCGCGGAUGUGAUGCCAAAUGGAAACAAGCUUGUACAGGGCUUUGGUGCUGCAGGGGACACCCUUAUAAAUGGGUCCCUGCCUCCGACAGCUCCUCCUCAGAGCACCAGCUCCCCUGUCAACACACAGACCCAAGAGCCGUCCCCAGGUGUGGCUGCUUAUCAACCCAUGAUGCUAGAGAACUCUGAGGGGGAUAGUGCUGAGGUCACGGUUCACAAGGGUGAUUCAUUGCAGUCACUCAGACUCAGUAUGCCUAUGCAGGAGACUGAACUGUCCAACCAGAAGCCAUCACUGGAGAUGGAAAAUGAGGAGAAGAUUCGCCUGGAGGCUCGCCGGCGUCUGGAGGAGCAACUCAAACAAUACAGAGUGCAGAGACAUAAGGAGAGAUCUCAUCGCACCACCACCAAGAACAGACCAUUCAGUACCUUGGAUCCAGAACUGAUGCUACAUCCGGAAGCACUACCCCGGGCCAGUACUCAAGCCAUGACCAAGGAGUAUUCAUUCCUGAGGACCAGUGUCCCUCGUGGUCCUAAGCUGGGUAGCUUGGGAAUUCCCCCUUCAAAGGAGAGGAAGUCAAGGUCACCUCGACCCAGUAAGAUCCACUCCUUAGCUGACUACAAGUCUCCUGAGAAUGAUGGUGGAGGAGGGGGUGGUGUAACAACAUCAGAUAACACCACAGGGAUCCUCCGGUCCUCAAUUAGCUCUGUGUCCACGCUGUCUGAGGUCAGCGUCAUGUCAGAGUUAAGUACCUGUGAUACAGAGUCACAGGCCGGUUCUUCAGUCCAAGUUGGGGACAAUGUGUCAGAAAUCGAUGGCAGUGAAUCAGGAGCAAGGCCAGGAAACGAUGGCAAUGACAGUGACAGCUCUUCUUACAGCAGCGUAUCUGCCAGGGGGACCUACGGCAUGCUUUCUGCAGCGGUGGAAAGGCAGCGUGGGCCGUAUACAGUGGACGGGAGGGAGAUUGCCCCUGAAGCCAUGGGUCAGUUCCCCUCCCUGCAGGAGGUGCUACAGGCAGCUAGUGAAGAGCAGCAGCUGCUGGAGCUGGAGCAGGAGAGAGAGGGGAUGGGGGAGCCUCGCAGCCGCAGGGACAGUUUCUCCAGCAGUGUUUCUUUGGAGAGUUCUGUCAUGGGGCACGAUGAAAUGCUUCAAGUCAUGAAAGAGAAAAUGAGACUUGAGGGCCAGCUGGAAUCCUUAUCAUCCGAGGCCGGUCAGGCUCUUAAAGAGAAGACAGAGCUUCAAGCCCAGCUUGCUACAGUGAAUGCUCAGCUGCAGGCUAAAAGGGAAGAGGCCCAAGUCAGCCAGGAGAAGCAGAGCGCCCUCACUGCGGAGGUUGGCACACUGCGACAGAACUGCGGCCAGCUAGAGAAGGCCAUGGUGGAGCUUCAGGGCAGUCUGGAGAGCAAGAAUGCCAGUCUGGCUUCUCUAAGCAAUGACCUGAAAGUUGCUGAAGACCAAUACAACAGGCUGAUGGGAAAGGUGGAGGAAAUGCAAAGCACUGUAACCUCAAGGGACAAUACAGUUCAGGAGUUGCGUCACCAGAUGGGUGGACUUCAGAGUCAGCUCCAACAGGUGCAGUUGGAGCGCAGCACCCUGCAAAGCCGACUAAAGACAUCCCAGGCGGAGAUUGACUCGCUCCAGCAGGUCAGACAGUGGUACCAGCAGCAGCUAGCAAUCGCCCAGGAGGCAAGAGUAAGGCUGCAAAGUGAGAUGGCCAACAUGCAGGCUGGACAGAUGACUCAGAUAGGUGUUAUGGAACAUCUGAAGUUGGAAAACGUGACACUGUCUCAUCAACUCACGGAGACCCAACAUCGCUCCAUCAAAGAAAAAGAGCGUAUUGCUGUUCAACUGCAGAGUAUUGAGGCUGACAUGCUGACCCAAGAAGCAGCUUACAAGCAGAUCCAGGAUGCAAAGACCAUGGUGGAAGACGACCUGCAGCACAAACUGGACGAGUUUGAGGAAGAGCGAGAUCGCUUAAUAAAACUGGCCAACACAGCCAGCACCUUGGAACGAGAACUAGAGCAGGUAAAGCUGACCCUUUCCCAGAAGGACGUGCAGCUGCAGUCACUUCAGAAAGAGCACCUGGAGCUAAUGCGACAGCUGACAACCACUCAGGAGAACCUACACACCAAAGAGCAGUCCAUCAACCAGCUUGAGGCACGUUACCUGGAGCUGGAAGCUCAGCUGUCCGAGCUGCAGACAGAAAGCAGCGCCAAGGAUGACAACAUUCAGUUCCUCCAGAAUGAGAAAAUUGUUCUGGAGGUAGCGCUGCAGGCAGCCCGGGCUGACAAAAGCCAACUUGAUGAGGGUGCUGAGCGCCUCGGGGAGGAUGUUCUGGUGGCCUCAGAUGUCUUGGAUCAGCUCAGACAGGAAGUACAAGUCAAAACCAACCAGAUUGAAACUCUACAACAAGAAAAUAAUACCCUGAAGAAACAAGCAAAGAAACUAAAGGAACAGUUCCAGCAGCAAAAGGUGAUGGUGGAAGCAUACCGCCGAGAUGCCAGCUCCAAAGACCAGUUGAUCAGUGAGCUCAAGUCCACCAAAACACGUCUCUUGGCAGAGGUGAAGGACCUGAAGCAGGAGUUGUUGGACGUUCAGGGUGAGAAGCAGAAGGCAGAGCUGGAGCAGGCCCGGCUGCAGAAGGAGGUGGUGAGAGUCCAGGAGCAGAUGAAUAACAUGGAAGCCCAUCUGCAAGCUAUUCAGACAGAAAGGGAUCAGCUAGAAACCCAGAUCCAGUCUCUACAGUUCGAUCAGGGCCAGCUGACAGCAGCGACUCAAGAAAAUGAAAGUCUAAGGAAGCAGGUGGAGCAAAUGGAGGCUGAAGCCAAAAAGGCCAUCUCAGAGCAGAAGGUACGCAUGAAGAGGUUGGGAACAGAUUUGACCAGUGCACAGAAAGAUAUGAAGGCCAAACAUAAGGCCUAUGAGAAUGCUGUGGGCAUCUUGAGCAGGAGGCUUCAAGAGGCUCUGACAGAAAAAGAAACAACAGAGGCAGAACUGGUUAAACUCAAGGCCCAGAUAUCAGAUGGUGGAAACAACCAGGCCUUACAGGACAAGAUUGAGGCUUUGCAGGCUGAACUGCAAGCUGUGACCAAGAGCAAGACAAUGCUGGAGAAGGAGCUGCAGGAAGUGAUCACCCUCACCUCCACAGAGCUAGAGGAGUACCAGGAGAAAGUCAUGGAACUUGAGGAUGAGCUUCAAGAAUCACGCUGCUUCAAGAGGCGGAUCAGAAAAUUAGAAGAUGCCAACAAAAAGUUAGCACUUGAGCUGGAACAUGAAAAAGGGAAACUGGCAGGAUUGGCACAGUCCCACAAUGCACUGCGGGAGCAUGCCAACAUUUUGGAGUCUGCUUUAGCGAAGAGGGAGGCAGAUCUUGUCCAGCUCAACUCACAGGUUCAAGCUGUUCUGAAACGUAAAGAAGAGGAGGACCACCAGAUGAAGCAAGUGGUACAAAGUCUCCAGCUUGCUCUGGAAAAAGAAAAAACUAAAGUUAAGGACCUGAAAGACCAGGUGGCAGCAGCAAAAGCUGAAGCAGCCCACAAUAGACGACACUACAGGGCAGCCAUGCUGGAGCUGUCAGAGAUCAAGAAGGACUUGCAGUCCAAAGAGGACUUGGUCAAAGCUCUGCAGAAUGAAGCUCACAAACUACAGGCUCAGGAUGAGCAGCACACACAGGAGGUUUCCAAGUUCCAGGAGGAGCUAGCUGAGGCUCACUCCCAGCUCCAGAUUCUACAGAAGCAACUGGACGAGGAACUGGCCAAGCAGCCUCUCACUAACCAAGAGGUUGAGGACUUGAAGUGGGAGGUGGAGCAGAGGCAGAGAGAGAUUGAGGCUCAAAAGCAGCAGAUGGAGCUGAUGGAGCAGUGCCACCUCAGGGAGCUGGACAACCUACAAACAGCUCUGCAGAACAUCAAAGUGGAGCUGGAGUCAGUUCAGGAGGAACUGAGCGGCACCAGAAAGGACAAGUUUAUGCUUCAGGCCAAAGUGGGUGAGCUGAGAAACAGUAUGAAGACGGUUCUUCUGCAGAACCAGCAACUCAAACAGGACCUGAAACAAAGCCGCCUAAGGAAGCAGCGCAUGGAGCUGAAGAGUGAAGGGAACCCAUCAAACCCAGUGACACCAGUUAAGAUUCCAGAUUGCCCAGUGCCUGCCUCCCUGCUGGAUGAGUUGCUCAAACCGUCAACUUCUGUUAACAAGGAGCCACUCAACAACCUGCACAACUGUCUACGGCAGCUCAAGGAGGAGAUGGACAGCCUCCAAAGGCAGAUGGAGGAACACACAGUAACGGUGCAUGAGUCAAUGAGCUCAUGGACAAACACAGAAGAGGGACUGACUCAACCGGGACUUCAAAACAACGUCUCCAAAUCACCAACAGCUCUAAACAACAUAGAAAAUAAUGAAGCGGAACAGCAGCAAUCGUAACAAAAAUAACUUUUCUCAGGCCAACAGAGAGAGAGAGAGAGUGGAGUUCUAUCCACAAAGGCACCUUUUAGCUCCCUAUUCCCUUUCUCUUUCCUUAACAAUUGCUGCCAACAUUUGGCAUUUCUCCCAACAGCACAGAAGUGCUUUUGCAGAGUAAUACUUUAUAUACCAUAGCUUUAUUCUUUCCUCUUUAUUUGAUGGUUGUUUAUAUUUGCGUCACGCUUCGGUCACAUUUAUUUAUUUAGAUUUAUGGAAUUACAAUAUUUCAUUUGACAGCCUCUCCGAAAGGACACUACCCGUUUAGCUGCUCAGCUGUUGGGCCAGUUCUCCCUUAUCAAGUUAUUUGUUUUCCUCACAAAACAUCAUCCUCACGACAUUAAAUCUGUGGUUUCGGCGCCGCUUACAGAUGGCUAACAUUUUAUAAAGUGUUUCAAAAAUCCACGAGUUUGGCGGCAGACUCGUGGUAUGACAUGUUCUUCCAUUUUUCUGUGCCUGUGCCUGUGCAUGAGUAAAGUCGCUCACCUAUAAUUUAACUGAAAUGGUUACACAUCCAAAUGGCUUCUAAGCAGCUUGUGAUGAAACAUUAUCACCUCUGUACUUGAAGUUACCAGUCAUGGUUAGUGGUGGUCAAUUAUUUUGUAUUGAUUAAAUGCAGUGUUUCUUAUGUUUGCUGUAAUCGUAUCACCUUGGGUUCUUGACUGAUCUCAGUUAUGUUUGUCUAGCAUGGACUGCAGUAAUUUGUACGCAAAAAGGCCUUAAGUAAUGUUAAAUAUGGUGUUAAGGACUACGUUGAUUUGAUUUGAGUGUAUUUCUGCUGAGGGUGUGUGCAAGAUCUGUUAUGUUAUAUCGUAUAUUUGAGGAAAUCCUUACUGAAGGACUGUUAUUGUAAAAUGAGUUAACUGCAUCGACUGACAUUGCACACUAGAUGAACAAAACUGACAGAAAAGUGAAACUAAAAGUAAAAAAAAAAACAAUAACAAUGAGUGCAGUCAGAAAUAAUUAUUUUCAAUUGUUACAUUUGGUACAUACUGUAUUUGUUAAGAAAAAGAAGACUACCCCUGAAUGACAUGUUGUUGCUGUUGUUGAACUCUGUUUCAUGGAUAAAUAAGGGGUAAGUUAACUGUUUCCAGAGGUUAAUAUAUACAUACACUUCCUUUUUUAUGAUUGUAAAUUUGUCAUUAUUGUUUGAUAGUGUAAAGAAGGUGACAUACAUGAUAUCAAAUGAAAACCAGAUAUCAACUCAGAUAAUUAUUCUACAUUUACAGCUAUACUAAAAUUUGAGUGAAGAAGGGUUAUUGGAUUAUACAGUAGCUUUCUGCAUGCAACUUUGCUGCAGCUGCUGUCUCUGUGCUCAUUUUCACUUAGUUUUUUUUUAUUUAAAAACAAACAAACAAACAUGUAUGCUCAUGAAUUUCCAAAGGGAAAAAUAAAUAUUUUGAGGAGAAUGCAUAUUGAGUUAAGUAACCAAUGUUUUGAUUGACUGUGUUCUUUAAAAAUCAUUUUCACUGUAUACUAGCUUUCCUUAAACCUUGAUGAUUUUUUUUUUUUUCCAGAUUGGAAUUAAUUCAUUCCUGAUUUAAAAUUUGUGUUGGGAGAUGUGAUUGUAUUUAUCAUAAAAUUGCACUAUUCAACUGACA
Molecule: messenger RNA, 6370 nt
Organism: Mugil cephalus (flathead mullet)
Lineage: Eukaryota; Metazoa; Chordata; Actinopteri; Mugiliformes; Mugilidae
Gene: golga3
Product: golgin A3
Exons: 24
Coding region: 207-4733 (1508 amino acids)
Source: RefSeq, a predicted model, not a curated record